AUGGCAUCGGCAUUCCACAGUGUCACACUGUAUCUGGUGGUGUUGCUAGCUGUUGUCACUCUUGGCCCACUCCAGUUUGGCUUCCACUUGGCCGAGCUCAAUGCCCCCGAAGAUGUUAUCACCUGCCGAAAGACGUCCAUUUCGGCCGUCAAGAGGGCGAUCUCCUUCUUCAAGUCGGACCCUCCCGUAGCCGCGCCCACCGACUGUAUUCCGAUGGGUCGGCCCGCAUUCGCCGCCAUAUCCGCCAUUUUCACCGUUGGCGGUCUUCUUGGGGCUUUAGCAGCUGGCCCCUUUACAUCAAGCCGUGGCCGCCGACGCUCGAUGCAGGCCACGGCUGUGUUCUACCUGGUGGGCUCCAUCGUCGAGACAAUAGCAGCUUCCGUUCCGCUCAUGAUACUGGGCCGCUUUCUCACCGGUAUCGGCGCUGGUGCGAGCACCGUCAUCGUCCCAUUAUACAUCAGCGAGGUGGCCCCGCCGGCGCAGCGUGGGUUCUUCGGCGCCUUUACUCAAAUCAGCAUCAAUGUCGGAAUAUUGUUCACGCAAAGCCUGGGAUACUUUCUUAGCCACGACAGCGCCUGGCGGUGGAUCCUCGGCUCAGGCGUUAUCAUUGCUAUCAUCCAGGCCGCUGGCCUGCUGGUUGUUCCCGAGAGCCCAGCCUGGACGGCCAGUGUCCGGGGCGAUAUGGUUCGCGCCCGCCGCGUCCUGCAACGGAUCCGGGGCAAGCACGCCAAUAUUGACAACGAGGUCGACGCUUGGGGAGAGGGUGAUGGCAAACUCACUAACGAGGAGGAGAGCCUACUUGCGGGUGAAGCUAGCACGUCCUUGGAAACCUCCGCUACGCUGCUAUCGCCACAAGUUAGUGCUUCGCGCCCCGACAAGACCACCCUUGGCUUCGUACAGGUUGUUCGUGAUCCGCUGUACCGGCCUGCCAUAAUCGCCGUCGUUGGAAUCAUGUUUGCGCAGCAGCUCUGUGGCAUCAACUCCAUGAUCAUGUACUCUGUGUCUCUGCUCAGGGACCUUCUCCCUACCAGUUCAGCACUGCUUACCAUUAUCAUCUCGGUCAUCAACCUUGGUACGACUAUUGCCGCCUCACCACUGCCAGACAAGCUCGGCCGGAAGACCUGCCUGCUCGUCUCCAUAACCGGCCAGGGAACGAGCUCCCUGGCGCUGGCUCUUUCUAUUGUAUUCGAACUGAAGAUCAUGUCCGCGAUUGCCGUCUUGCUUUUUGUCGCCUUUUUUGCUGUCGGCCUUGGCCCCGUGCCGUUCAUCAUGGCGUCAGAACUCGUGGGUCCUGAGGCUGUGGGUGCAACGCAAUCUUGGGCGCUGGGGGCCAGCUACAUUGCUACCUUCCUUGUGGCGUACCUAUUCCCAAUUGUCAAUGAGGCUCUCAACAGCGCGCUUGGAGGCGCUGGCUGGGUGUACUUUAUCUUUGCGGGCUUUGCGGUCCUCUGGGCUGGCUUUGUGACGCGGAAUGUUCCCGAGACCAAAGGCAAGAGAGAUGCUGAUGAAGUAUGGGGCCGGAUGAGACGCACUGACUGA
Messenger RNA from Lasiosphaeria miniovina, 1539 nucleotides. Its product is annotated as general substrate transporter. Gene Ontology annotation, biological process: monosaccharide transmembrane transport. The transcript has 2 exons. Gene Ontology annotation, molecular function: hexose transmembrane transporter activity. Lineage: Eukaryota; Fungi; Ascomycota; Sordariomycetes; Sordariales; Lasiosphaeriaceae. Gene Ontology annotation, cellular component: membrane. The record is from RefSeq and is a predicted model, not a curated record. Bases 1 to 1539 code for a protein of 512 amino acids.